AUGCUCCUGAUAUUCCUUUUCCCCUUAAUAAUCCCAAUCUAUGCCAAUAUUGGCAGAUCUGGGGAUCAUUUGGAGGAGAGCCAGCUGACCUUUUUGCGCUACGUGCUACCGGAUUACUUUUCAAAGGUUACGGAUUCCCAGCUGGAGGAUAUUACGGCUUAUCAGACCGAUGAAAAGCUAACGUACACCCAGCAAAAAGAGGAAACCUUUCGCUAUUUGGCAGAGAAUAAUAUCGGUGGGGAGAUUAAGGAACACUUCAACGAAUACUACAAACUAGAGGCCGGAAAAAGAGACCGAUUCCGCAAAUAUACCGAAUCGCUUGCUAAAGCCAUCGAGCGCUAUUUUUCCAUUUACAACCAGCGCACUCGCCCAAUGAGGGAAAUCAAAGAAGAGAUCAACACCCUUAUCGAGGAACUCGACAAGCCGGUGGCCAAUGGGCUGAAAGUUGCCAUCAAUGAAUUGGAAUCGUCUCGGAUCCUGAAUCACCAGAAGAAAUCGCGCAACGGCCGCGAGAGCAAGCAGCAAGAGGAUGAUCUGGCUGUUGAUAUGAAA
Mesorhabditis spiculigera is the source of this 552-nucleotide messenger RNA. NCBI's taxonomy places the organism in Eukaryota, Metazoa, Nematoda, Chromadorea, Rhabditida, Rhabditidae. The record is from the annotation of a GenBank genome assembly.